GAGGUCACGUGACAUUGUUGUCUUAUUAGUGUCAUGGCGGACGUAAUGGCCGACUUGGUGAUAUUGACGAAGUGCUUACGUUUACUUCGUUAUUAACAUUAUUUUUUAAGUAUAAGCGAUUGCCAGAAUACAUGCUUCACUAAUGGUUAUUAGUGUAUCAGGAAAAAUGCAAUUCGAACUUUCGAAAGAAAGGCAAGUAAGAAAAAAGAAAGUUCGAACUUGGACAGAAGCGGCGAAGCUCGCACUGGAACUCUACCCUAAAACUCCAAUGGGUCAUAAAGAUAUAUUUAAUAUUAUCCGGGCGAAGGGAUUAAAAGACGUUAGUGGGCCAGCAUCCUUGGCAUGUUUGAAUGCAAUGCUUCAUGUCCAUUCUAGAGGUCCAGAAGCCAUGUUUUAUAGGGUUGAUGGCUGUACUAGUGUCUUUGGAUUGGCAAGUAAUAUUCCUGAAGGGGGUAUAAAAAUGGAAGUUGAUGAAGAUGAAAGUGGACAAGAUUUUGAUCCUGGUGAUUCAGAUCAAGAUUCAGGGGCCUCUUUAUCACCUGGAAGGAAAAAAGAUCGAGUUCUUUAUGUACGACUACCUCCUGGUUAUAAGAAUUUAACUGCUCUGAACAAUAAUUCUAUAUGCAAUCAUCAAACAGAUGAAUCUCUCCUUCAUAAAGCUGACCAGCUUACAGUCAAACCUCUUACUUACAAAAAUGAAUAUUAUACACGAGUGAGAAGAAUAAAUGGUGAAAAUUUAGAAGAUCCUAAGAAAGAAAAGUGCAAUCAAUCCUCAGUUGCAAAUCUACCCGUUUCCUCACCUUCAAAGGUUUCACAAAGUCAUAGUCAAAGGGCAAUAAAGCAUGCACUAAGACAACAGCAGAAGAGGAGACGAAGAAAUACAGCCAUCGCUGCUAGUGGCAAUGCACCUCCUCCUAUUCCUCGCAUCAUCAUGAAGUCCUUGCCACCUGCUCCUGCAGGAGCUGGUUGUGUCCCAGAAGAGAGGUGGCGCUGUUCAUUAGAGAAAACUUCACUUCGAGAAAGUACUAGACAUAAACCUCAAACAAUGCGAGAACUUCUUGCUUCUAUACCUGGUCUGAGUUUCAAGCCAAGGAAAAGAUCUAACAGGAAACUUAGCACAGCUGCUCAGAUUGCUCAAACUAAAAAAGGAUGUAUUAAUAUUGAAACGCCUGAUUCCAUAUUAGUGAAUACCAAUUUAAGGGCACUUUUAAAUAAACAUACAUUUGCAUCGUUACCUCCUGUGUAUCAAUAUCGAUUGGUUCAAUUAUUACCUCACGCUGACAGAAUAAUAGGAUCUGAUUAUUCUGUCAGACUUACUGCAACUGCUUUGAGCAAUGAAUUUUUUGCUAGAGCAUGUCAGGAAUGGAAGCGGCGUCUUCAAGAAGGAGAAUUUACUCCAGAAAACCAGAUGAAAUUAAAAGGUGAAGCUGAGCGUGAUCACAGCAAGCUUGAUCCUUGGAAGAUUCACAAUUUUGAGCCUGUAUGGGGUUAUAAUUCUAUGUCUGAGUUUCCAGAUCAAAACAAAUCUUCUCCAUUUCUGAUAAAUUCCCAGUUAAAGUCGUCUUUGAACACCCAAACCAAACAUGUGCCAACUAUAAAAAUUAAACCAGUAGUUCGGAAGAGUCGACUAAAUUCUAGUUUGUCUAAACAUAGGCAUCUACCAGAUCAAGAUUCGCCUUCACAUUCAGAUGAAAAUCAUCCUUCUGUGGAUUCACCUCUUUAUAAUGAAGCUUCAGAUAUUGAUACCUCAAUCAUUGAAGAAAGCAGUGAAAAUCUAUAUGAUCCACCAAGUAAAAAACUGAAGGUUUCAGAAACAAUAUCCUCAAAUUCUUCUGAAUCACCAGAAUCAUCUGAAGAAUCCCUUCAGACCAUUACUCAACACUCUCCUUGUCCAUCUCCUUGUCCCUCAUCAGUCACAUCAAUGCCUUCACCUUCUCAUUCAAUUGAAGAAAUUGACUCUCCUAGAGAGACUUUUUGUGCAGAUUCGUCUGUCAUUCCUAUUUCACUCUCUGUAACAGUAGUUCAAACAACUGCACCUAGCCAAAGCUUAGUUCCUCCAAUUACUAUUCGCUCAAUUCCUGUGAUUAGAUCUGGUAGUGGUAAAAAGAACUCUGGACGUAGUGAUGGAAGUGCAAAUUUAGAACGUUCUUAUCAAAUAUGUAAAGAGUCAAAUAAUAAGAAAGAGCCUGCUACUGCAGUCACUGAAGCUGCAGCUGAACUUCAAGCAUGUGAUGCGGCAUCUAUGGUAACUUCAUCAGUUACUACAUCAGGCAUAUCAAUGCUAAAUGAGCCAGCCAGUGAUUCGUCAACAGAAAAUUCUGUUGUUAAACCAGACACUCCAAAUGUGGAAUCUAAUAAUGUAAAUAUGCACGAGGUUCCAUCUUCUUCAAAUCAGUUGCUGCUAACAACAUGCCUACCCACUACUGUUCCUACCUUUGCGCUUAACUCUGUUUCCUCCACCAUUAACUUGCUAGAAACCUCUAACACCUGCUCUAAUGCUGAAGUCUCCUCCCUAGAAUCCUUGGGAGAGAAUCCCGAAAGUGAUAAAAUGGAAGAGGCAGAAACGCAAUUCAAUUUGAAUCUCCCCGUACGCAUGGCAGCCGACUCUACAAGUGUCGAGGAGCCUGAAGCCUUUUUAGUUGAAUCUCCCCUACCAGCAGAAUUGGCUGAUGCUUCACCAUCUCUUGUUGCAUCUCCUGCUCCAUCCUCGGAAGAUCUCAAGGACACAUCUCCUGUUGAGGAAGAUACUACUGUGGAAGAUCCAGAAUCCAGCAGCUCGAUGAAUAUUACUUGUCCAGAUUAUUCUCCUCUUGUCAAAGAUGAAACUUCUGAUGAUAGCAAUGAGAAUUCUGCCACUCCUUCAGAGCAUGUUACCUCUCGGGAUUCUGCCUCCUUUAAUUCUAAUUGUGAAAUUACAGAAACUAAUGUAGUCUCCAGCUCGUUACAAAAAGAUACGAGUUGUUUACCUUCCGAUUGUCUUGAUUCCGAUUCAUCAAGCUUGCAGCAAUCCUUUAAUAAUUCUCAAGUGGUUGAUGAAGACAGCACCAUCAUCUUGAGUUUACCAUCCAGUGAGGUUGAAAAUGUAAUACCUGAUGACCUAACAGUCACUGAGGAGAGCAUACCAGAAAAGGAAAUUCUCAUUGAUGAUGGUAACAGUAAUUCCUCUACUGCUGACAAUUCAAGUAUUUCCUGUGCUGUGUCCCAACCAUCCCCAACUGAAAGUAAAGAUGCAAGCUUUGAUAUUGAAAGUGCCCAGGAAAAAGCUAAUGAAGAACUUCCAAGCACAGAAACUGAAACUGAACCUUCACCAUCUUCAUGUGAUAAAACACAGUGUGAAGAAAUAUCUACUUAUAGUGCUGAACCAUAUUCUAACGAGAGUGUAGAGAAACACUUUGAUCCACCAUCUCGUCCUCUUAGUGCUCCUUCAAACUUUACUCCUGUGCACGUUAGUUCUUCUGUGGAAGUCAGUUCACUGAAAAGACCAGCGAGUUGUCAAUCAUAUUACCGAAGUUCUAAAGUUACACCUAUAGUAUAUUUUGAUUCUCCCGAGAGUGAUGACGCUAAGUCAGACUGUGAGAAGGGAGAAAGUGUGCCUACCUCAUCACCUUCGAGUUCUGAUAGUGUGGUACCGUUUGUAUCUUCCCUGUGCAAUGAAGAAAGCAGCAACUCUUCUGCAAAAACUGAACAUUUAGUUGCAGAAAGAUUAUCAAACUCUGAAAAUCAGUCACCACAGCCUGCUGUCAACAAAGAUUUACCGAGUGAUAAAACUGUAUCGUUAACUACAGGCUGUCCAAGAAAUUCGCCAAUAGCUCGAGCAGCUUCAACUCCGUCUAGUGCUCUAUCUAUGCAAUCUCCAACUCCUAUUAAUCGUCCAUUAUCAAACCCUAUUCCUGAAACUAGCUUGCCCCAUCCACUGAAUAAACAGUGUAACUCGGAUUAUCAGAACUAUCCUCCAGUCACAAAUCAUCUUUCUCUACCAGAAGGAUGUACUGGGGGAUCAGGUGGCAGUCUGCCAAGUCAAGCUGUUUCAGUUGUGCCAGCCACAACACAGCUCCCAAUUGCUUCAGGUGGUGUCAUGUUCCCAUCUGCUAAUGGACUUGCCAGUACGGUUGGUACACCGACUGGCGAUACCCCUCCUCGUUCUUUACUGCAGUCAAGUCCAGUUAUCAAUGGUGCAUCAUCUGGCAUUGAGGGAGCUGUCACAAGUACUGGAGGAGACAGUGGCGGUAGUAGUGGAAGUGGUUCUACAGGUAAUGACAAUAACUGUGCUUGUAAUCUCAAAGCCAUGGUCAUGUGUCUUAAGUGUGGAGCUUUCUGCCACGAUGACUGUAUUGGGCCAUCUCGUCUGUGUGUCACAUGUCUGAUACGGUGACCAUGAAUCACAGGCUUGAUCAUGACCUCUUAUUGUAAAUAUAUUAACAGAACGAAAUUUUGCUUCAGAUAAGUUUUAUUUACUGAUGUCAAUUUUUAUUUUCAGUUGUACCUAUUCAUCAUCUGUUUAUAGUGUUAGAUUUCAGCUUUGUAUAAAAAUAUAUUAUGUGUGCUUGCGUGAUAUAAAAGAUUUCAUUAAUCAUUUAUAGAUGUCAUAUAAAAUGCAAGUUAAAUAAUGUUAUAAGCAUUUAAAUCUAUUCUAAAUUUUUUUAUCAGUCCUUUCAACAGGAAACUGGCAUGUUGUGUAUAUCUAUGAUAUUAGUUACCCAAAGAAUUUUAUCAAUAUUGAAUUGUAUUUACAUUUGCCUCAAUAACAUUGUUCUUAGUUUAAAAUUGUUAACUAUUUGAAAGAAGUUACCAAAAGUUAAUGUAUUCUGAUCAAAGGAAUGCAAUGCAAAUCAGUAUAGUUAUAUAACUUUAUGUCACAUUAAUUAAUUAAUGAUUAUGCCAUUUCAUAAUUACUUUCCUGUGAUUUUUUUCAGAAAAGUAAUUGAUAGAAUUUCUCUUUAGUAAAUUAUUACAUAUUAAUUUCUCCUUGAAACCAUUUAGUACUUAAAUGUUAUUUAUAUUUUUACAUGUAUGAUUUUAUCUAUAAUAUUUCAGUUUCAUUUAUUUUUAAUUAGAAAAUUGAAGAUUAAUUCUGAAGUAUAUAGUAUUUUUGUUAAAAAGCAAACAAGUUGGACAGAAUUUAAAAGGCAUUUUCGAAUACUUUAACCACAUAUAAAAGUUUUUCAAAUUUUAUAGAUGUAUAUUAGUUUCAGUGAUAAUUAAAAUAUAAAUUAAUAGAGGGAUGCCAAGGUUUUGUAUUUCGAUUCUGGUUUGUUUCAAGAAAGCUCAUCUUUUGGAAUUAAUGUGACUCAUUAGUAAAAUAUUUGACAAUAUAAUUUUUAAAAGUUAAACAAGCAUCAUAUAUAGAUCUUUGACAAAAAUUGUUGCCAUUUUCUAAUGUUAAAUGUUAAAGAACAUAAAAUACAGUUUGCAGUAUAAUAAUUAAAAUAAUCAGUUAUAGAAUUUUGCAACUUUAAAAACAUAAUCAGAAUUUUUUUUUCAUUCAUAAUCUAUGAAUUUUCAGAAUUUGGAUCAUAUGUAUAAGCUUUUAUCACUGUUUGUUUACUGAUAAUUAAAGUAUUAUUUAUUAAUUUUCAAGAAAUGAGAUUUUGGACUAUUUAAAAGAAUUUAAUUAACAGUAAUGAGUGGAGAAUUCAAAUCAUAACUUGGAUGUUGCUAUACAGGAAGAUAUUUUCAUUUUAAAAUUUAACAGAUCGUCAUUAUUUAUGUCCCUUUUCAAUAUAGCAUGAGGUUAAGUAAUUGUAUUUGAUAUGAAUGAUUUAGAAAAUUAAAACACAUCUCUGACAUUUCUAAAAAAGUUUUUUUCCCGCUGCAAAAAUUGAUAUGUUGAAAGAUUAAAGAUUAAUAUGUUGAAAAUUGGUAUGCAAAUGCCUCUUAAAUUUUUGAUCUUGUUGCAUUGUAUCUCAUUCUGCAUAUAUAUAUAAAAAAAAUUUCACCUUAAAAAAAGUUGGCAAGAGAUUGUUGCAUAUUUCUCAUACAUUAGCAGUUUUAUAUUGCAUUGAAGAUAUAUUUUCAUAUACAUUGUGAGAAAUAUUAUUAUAGUAUUUUUAUUUUUGGCUGAAAUUCCUGCUGCUUUUUGGCAUUUUGUUACUUUACUAUGUUUUGAGAUAAUCAUAAAUUAGCACUCGUUCUUUGUCUUUUCCUAUUAUGUAUGAAUUUAGUGCAAAAAGCAUUUAAAAAAAUUUAUUCUAAAAAUGAAAAUAUUUCAGUUUUAUUAAAUGGUUUUCAUUCUGCGAGAAUUUAAAUUCAAGAGCUUCCCCAUGAGAUGCAUAUUCAUUAAUCAUAGAUGUGACAGUGAAUUUGUUUCCUCUAUACUUGGUUAUAGUUCACAAUCAUAGUAUUAAAGCUGUUAAGUUCUCUAUCAUAGUAUUAAGCUGUUAAUUUUUUAAAAUAAAAAUAUAAGCUUCUGCAAUUUAUGAUCUUACUUUGUAUGUUCGUUGAUUGCCAAUUGUGAAAGCACUUAAUUCUAAUGAAUUUAAAGCAGAUUAUUGAAAAAUAGGAAUGAGAUCCUGUCUCCUAUCUUUUUUUUUUUUUCCCCUCUUGCUGAAAUUUUUAAGCUUUUUUUCCCUUGCUAUUUAAUUUUAGCUGGAAUUUUCUUUUGUAUUUUUUUUAAAAUUAAGUUUGCACUAUAAUGCCCGCCUUGUUAUGUUUAAAAUUGCUUAGCUUAGCAGAUUUGCUUAUACUGUAGAUCUCCGUGCCCAGCUCUGAUAUUUGGGCAAUUUGAAAUUUGUCACCAAAUAAUAACUCAACUUUUAUGCUGUUAUCUUGUACUGUGAUUAUAAACUACACCUGCAUUGUUCGGCAAUCAUUGACCAAAGUUUAUCUGAAUAGGCUGAUCACAUUGAAUAUUCUGAAGAAUGGUUGAAUUGUGUGUGUGCUGUUUUUUACUUCAUAUAUGUUUUUAUAUUAUAAAUGGUUGCAAUGCAUCAAAAUAUGUUAUCUUAGCUAAGUUGUUAAAGACUUUUCUGUUAGAUCAUACAGGUUUUAUUUAGAGUUUUUGGACAUAAGUUUUAAGUAUUAUUAGACCUUACUUUAAAUGAUACUUUUAAGAUAGAGAUUUUAAGUUAAUUUAUUUUAUGACUCAGUGUUUCUCAUGAUCUUUAACUUUACAGUGUGAAUAAGGAAAUUUGAUAAUCCAAAAUUAUUAUUAUUUGAAUACAUAUGUUUGAAAAUGUAUCAUUAGACUGUCUUCAAACAAAUUCAAGUUGGGGAAAGGGUGGUAAAAACAAACUUAAUUUUUUAAGGUUUUAUCUUCGUUCAUUGAAUCGAUUUUAACUAAAUUUGCUGAAAACAUUUGUUUUUUUUCUUUUCUUUUUUUUCUUUUUUUGGAAGAAACUGAGAAACACUGUAAAUUUCAUAUACAAAUUUAGUGCUUCGUUUUGAGUCAUACUGAGAAUAAUUAUGCGAUUUUCAGGUUUUACUGUCCGUAAGAAUAUCCCAAGAAAAAAGUACUUCUUACGAAAGAGGAGCAAGAAAUUGAAACGUGUAAUUAGUUAGCAGCACCAAUACUCGACAUGUUUUUCAUGUAAUUAUAUAUUUUAUUUUUGACACAUCGUUUUUUUUUUUACUUUCCUCACCUUUCCAGUUAAAUUUUAUUUUGAAAUUUUAUCAUUAUUUUGCAUAAUUUUGUAUUUUAAAAUUUUUAUUUGAAUUGCUUUCAACAGAAGUUUAAAUUUCUUAUUAAAUUAAUAAUUUCUGUAAUAAUUUGAAAUUUUAUUUAUGUUACAGAAAGUUGGUACUACAAUUAUUUUUGAAAUUUAAGUGAAUUUUAUUUUAAAAUUAGUUAGAAUCUUAAUUUCCUUAGUUGUAUUAUUUUCACUGAUUAUACUUCUGUUUCAUUUUGAUAUUCAGUUAGAUUAAUAUUCUAAUGUAUAAUUCCAUGCUUUCAGUUUCUACAUUUCUUAAUUAUUCAAUCUUGUUCUUAUAAUCUAUAAAUUCUUUUUUAAUGACAAAAGUUUAGAAUGAAACUUUCUUUUUUCUGUUCUGCAGAAUUCUUAUCUUUUCUUCUAUCAGUCCAUAUUUUAUGUGUCAAACUUUAUAUUAAGUAAUCAUUUUAUAUUUGUGAUAGAUUUUCGUCAGCAUAUUUUCUUCCCAUCAAUGCCAUUCAUACCACUGUAAAUUAAUUAGCAUUUAUGUGAUGUCUUUUAUAAAAAUUUCAUUAGUUUUCUUGUACACUGAUAUUUCCAGCUUGU
Molecule: messenger RNA, 8192 nt
Organism: Argiope bruennichi
Lineage: Eukaryota; Metazoa; Arthropoda; Arachnida; Araneae; Araneidae
Gene: Asx
Product: putative Polycomb group protein ASXL2
Exons: 17
Coding region: 143-4372 (1409 amino acids)
Biological process (GO): animal organ morphogenesis; positive regulation of transcription by RNA polymerase II
Cellular component (GO): PR-DUB complex
Molecular function (GO): DNA binding; chromatin binding
Source: RefSeq, a predicted model, not a curated record